This is a messenger RNA of Paracoccidioides brasiliensis Pb18, 1830 nucleotides long. RefSeq lists its product as uncharacterized. Bases 1 to 1830 code for a protein of 609 amino acids. Gene Ontology annotation, cellular component: Rpd3L complex; Rpd3L-Expanded complex. The record is from RefSeq and is a predicted model, not a curated record. Gene Ontology annotation, biological process: negative regulation of silent mating-type cassette heterochromatin formation; negative regulation of rDNA heterochromatin formation. The transcript is spliced from 4 exons.
AUGACGCCUCGUCGCUCGUUCCGCGCUCGAACAACACAACCAUCCGCCGCAAUGCAGCAUACAAAUUCAUCCAGCUCCUCAAAUUCCUUCAGCCGUGCUGAAAGAAGCACCCGCUCAAAUAACAAAAUUCCCUCUCCACACAUCUCUGCUAACUGCUCGCAGUCUAUGGAUGACGUCGAGCAAAAUUCUCGACCCGACCUCCCGCUAACGCGCCAUCGCCAACGAGGCCGCAAUAACAGUGAACAAGGCAAUGCGCUUCAUGCUCCUGGCGCUGAGGAAUACGACGAUGAAGAAGGUGAUGACGAAGAAAUUACCAGAUGUCUGUGUGGUCAGCAGGAUUACCCCGGCCUUCCUCUCAUCUACCAGGAUGGAGGAAGUUCCGGUGCCACGAAACUGGGCAUGAAGGAUGACUUGGCCCCGGGUGCCUCGGCCUCUGCUGCUGAGGAUAUGCAGUCUGAGGAACCGGGGAGCUUGUUCAUCCAAUGCGACUCGUGUAAAGUCUGGCAGCAUGGAGGUUGUGUUGGGAUUAUGGAGGAGGCCUCCAGUCCUGAUGAAUACUUUUGUGAAAUGUGUCGGAAGGAUUUGCACAAGAUCAUUGUAGCAUCCAAUGGUCAGAAAUCUUCUCGCUACCUUCCCGUGGUCGGAUCGUCGUCGGGAUCCUCCUCUCGUUCCUCCUCCCUCGAUAGCUCCAGAAACCUGAAAGAUAAAAAGGGUCGCGGCAGCUCAGGGCCCCUCAGCACCAAACGACGCUCAACCAUGAAUAGCCGCGAUGCGGCCUACGACGAAGAACAGUUGCGACGCGCGAUUGAGGAGAGCAAGGAAGACUCCAAAUCAGUGGCUGAUGACCUUGGAAGCCGUAGAGGCAAACGGAGCCGUAGUGAUAGCGAAGCGAAUAAACAAACUGCUAAACGACAGCGUACUGGAUCGCUCUCCUCUUCUCUUUCGAAACACAGCAACUCCCUAUCACAUCCACUGUCCGAUGAGGAAAGCAAACCCAAUAAUGUCCCCGAGGGAAAUGGCUCGAAGAAGACCAGAGGCGUGGUUCGAAACCAGCGCGAGAGAGAAGCUCAAGCCGCAGAGAAGGAGUUAGAGAAAGAGACGAAUGAACCUAUCAAUAGACGCAAAAGCCGAUCAGAACGCCGGAAAGACCCAGACGAGGAGCCCACCGAGACAGCUUCACCUACAAAAACCAUCGUAAAUCCUCCCAUCAUCACCCAAUCCGCUCCCGACACUCCCAGCAUAACAAACGAACCCUCAAAUACUAAGCCCGCCACGCGCAAAACCGGACGACCAGCCGCCCGUCGCGGCCGUCUAGGUCGAAACCAAUACACCCGAGACCGCGACUCAGUAAACGGCAACGACAUGAGUAACAACAUCAACUCCCCCCGUCGCGGACAAUCUCGAGACACGGGCAACGGCGAUUCACCUACAAGAGGCCAUCUAGGCGCAAACGGCAUCUAUCUUAACGGCGGGGAGUCUGGGAAACCGAGCAAACCUCGCUACAUGAAUCCGCAACGCACGACUAUGAAUGAUAUGAAGAGGCGGGUUGCUGCUAUUCUUGAGUUUAUUUCUCAGUUGCAGGUUGAAAUGGCUUCGAGCGCGAUGCAGACUCCCCUGAGUGGAGCAGGAUCGGCAACGAAGGAGACGGGGGACCAGGGAGUCAAUGGCGAGCAGACCACUGGCAGUGACGAAAAUACAGAGGCAAAUGGAACAAGCCCGCCGGCCAAGGAGAAGGAUUUUAAGGAUCUGACAAGUGUUGAGAUGAUGGAUGUCUUGACGCGGGGUCUGCUGAAAUGGCAACAGGAGUUUGGGAAGUAUGGGGAGAAGUGA